GGUAACUGCCUCAACAUGUCACGAGAUUUCUUUCACGCAGACAAUCACCCUGUGUGGCUGAAGCAGACAUUCGGGACCUAGGGAGCUCGUGGCACUCAGCAGCUGCCAUUUUGAUCACGUCGUCGCUUUUCAUUCCAACAGGAAAAAAGAAAUGGCAUUCCUUCUCAAUAAUUCCACCAUCUCUUCUCACUUUCGAUCUCAAUCUCAGACACAGGAUUCACUCUCUCUUUCGCGUCGUGGUUUCCACGUCGAACCUGGGGUUCGCGAGAAAGCUCUUUUGGCAGAAGAUCCAGUUCUUAAGCGAUUCAAAUCACACAAGAAGAGUGUGUGGAGACUCAAAAGAGUUGGAGAUGUUCUCACAAUUGUGGUUGUAGCAGGCUGUUGCUAUGAAAUUUAUGUCAAAGCAGUAAUGCGGGAGGAGGCUCGAAGAAAGGAAGGGGAAAGUAGUGCAUAAAGGAGCAUGCAACUAUGUAAAAUUCCAUUUCAUUGCUCAUGACAUCUCCAGAUCUUUCAUGAUUUUAUCUCGGUAUUGAAUAAGCAGAACAAUCACUCUUCUUGUAAUCAAACGCUUUUUCUCAAGAGUUGUUAAUCGUGUUUUCUGUUAGCAUUAAAUCAUGAUUAAAACUUGUGUUUGAUACACAUGCAGAACAUUACAGAUACGUGUAGUUCUGUUGGGUAUGAAAUCCUUUAUGAUACUGUAAUUUUUUGUUGUCCUGUUGAGUCCUGGGGAAAAAAGAUGGUUUUGGAUUCAUAA
This is a messenger RNA of Jatropha curcas, 754 nucleotides long. RefSeq names its product succinate dehydrogenase subunit 7B, mitochondrial. Gene Ontology annotation, cellular component: respiratory chain complex II (succinate dehydrogenase). The record is from RefSeq and is a predicted model, not a curated record. NCBI's taxonomy places the organism in Eukaryota, Viridiplantae, Streptophyta, Magnoliopsida, Malpighiales, Euphorbiaceae.